UCUGUGCGCUGUAUUAUUGGGCCCCGUUGUAAAGUGUAAAGAGCUGUUGUAAAGUGUAAAGAGCUGUUGUAAAGUGUGGGUCUGCAGGCGUUUUCAGGUCAUUUUUAUAAUGAAACACCGCUUACUUUACGGGAUUGUUCGUUGGGCAUGUGUGCGGCGAUGUCCGAGACUCGUUCUCUCUCCGUCUCGUCGAGCGUUUUCGGAGGUUUCUGCUCCUCCGAGCGGCGCUCUGAAACAGUGGACUGUAGUGGUCAGUUCUUUUGUCAAAAUCAAAUGCUGUCUUCACUGUAAUAUAUCAGUACGACCACUAGACCCGCAUGCCUUUCCGGGAGCAGACCGGGCGUUCAUUACUCUCCUUGGAAGCUGUGAUGUGCAGGACUUCAGUCUGGACAGCUUUCAUGUUCACUAUGAUGACCAGAGCAAAGAACUUAGUAUUAGGAGCUCGGAUGAGUCCAGCAGUAAUAUGUCUGUGGAACUGACAACUCCGAUUAAAAGUGACCUCCAAGUUGUUACUCAGGGAACGGGCAAUGUGAGGAUCCAGAACAUGGAAAGUGACCUCUGUCGGGUUCAGACAGAAAGAGGUCACUGUGUCCUUCAGUCUGUAAAGAGUCAUAAAGUUCAGAUACAGUCUGGUGGAGGAGACAUCAUAGGCAUGGGUACUAUACACGGUGACGUAGACAUCAGUGCUGCUGGAGACAGUAGUGUUGAUAUUAAAAAGAUGCAGGGGACUGCCAUGAGUGUGUCCACAGAGCAUGGUCCACUAAAAGUGAAAGCCAUUUAUGCUGAGUCGAGUUUAGUGGCUUCCUCUUCAGGGAAAAUCCAUAUUGGACAUUUACACGGUGAAGCACGUGUGCAGAGCGACAGGGGGGAUGUCAUCAUUGACAGUUCGAGUGGUGCUCUGACAGCGGUCACUAAUGCUGGAAACAUUGAUGUAUAUGUGAGCCAAACUGGAACAGCUGAUCUUCAUACCCAGCAAGGUGCUGUGAGCAUCCGUGUGCCGGCCACUAUGAAGGCAGGGGUCCAACUUUGUGGGACCACGGUGGACAUCAGUUCAGAGCUCUCUCAAGAAGCAGAGCACCAUCCAGCUGAAGGGAGAACUGUAGUUGUGGCCCAGCUGAACAGUGGCACUGAGGAGGACUGCUGGAUCAAAGCCACUGCGGAGAGAGGCACCGUGAGUCUGAAGACCCAGAGCUGGUUUGAGACGCUUAGACUGGGGAGCUGAACUGGGAUAAAAUGUUUGGUUAAAUAUCACAUUUGGAGAGCUGUGAUUACUUAAAUAUAACUGUAAGGAACUUUUUUCCCUUUACACAGUCUGCAGUGCGAAGAAGAACGAAGGCAGCAGCUUGUUUAGGCAACAAGAAAAAAAUUCUGUUUGUCUUAUUUAAAUUAUUACUAUUUACAGUUUUACUAACAAGCAUUUUCAGGGCUAAGUUCUCUUUCAUAAAACUUGUCACACAACUAGUAUAACGACACUCUGUUUGGGCCAAAACUAUGAACAGUUGUAUCCUUGUUGGAAUAGAGUAAGAUCAUUAGAUCUCUAGGGAUCAUUAGAAGAGAAUUCAAAAACAGGUUCUCCAGUUCUCUUCUCACUCUGUCUCAGCCUUUAACACAACUGUGUAUUUCUGUCGCCCAGUUUGCAAAUAAUGAAAUGAACUGUGCUAAGCUGCAGGUUUCUGCUGACAGGGGUGUGAAGAGUUUUUAAAAAAUGCACUUAGCGCUCAAAAAUGCUUCUUAACUUUGAAAAAAAAAGUAAAAAAGUAAAUAAAUAUAUUUAUCUCA
Messenger RNA from Pygocentrus nattereri (red-bellied piranha), 1779 nucleotides. It is a transcript of the gene fam185a, whose product is annotated as family with sequence similarity 185 member A. Lineage: Eukaryota; Metazoa; Chordata; Actinopteri; Characiformes; Serrasalmidae. The coding region runs from base 110 to 1222 and encodes 370 amino acids. The record is from RefSeq and is a predicted model, not a curated record. The transcript is spliced from 8 exons.